Messenger RNA from Drosophila obscura, 962 nucleotides. RefSeq names its product chymotrypsin-2. Gene Ontology annotation, molecular function: serine-type endopeptidase activity. The record is from RefSeq and is a predicted model, not a curated record. The coding region runs from base 3 to 815 and encodes 270 amino acids. The transcript has 3 exons. Lineage: Eukaryota; Metazoa; Arthropoda; Insecta; Diptera; Drosophilidae. Gene Ontology annotation, biological process: proteolysis.
ACAUGUUCUGCUCUACCAUGUUGUCGUAUAAAGAUCUUUCGCUGGCAGCGCUUGUAAUUUUGGCCAUUGUUGGCUUGGGUCAGGCGGCGCCUCCCAUUGGGCGUGUGGUUAAUGGCACGGACUCUAGCAUCGAGAGCUAUCCCUUUGUGAUAUCGCUGCGUGGUCCGUCCGGCUCGCAUUCCUGCGGUGGAUCCAUCGUCUCCCAGCAGUUUGUGGUGACUGCCGCCCAUUGCACUGCCGGUCGCACUUCUAAUCAGCUCUCGGUGCAGUAUGGAGUAACGAAUAUCAAUUCCACUGGUCCCAAUGUUGUGGGUGUGAAGAAAAUCAUCCAGCAUGAGCUGUACAGUCCCGCCAAUAACUAUGCCAACGAUAUAUCGCUAAUCAUGGUGCAGGAGCCGUUCGUAUUUGAUGGUGUUACUGUGGCAGCCGUGAAGCUCCCAGGGCUUGCCUUUGCCACUCCUCAGACGGACAGUGGCGGCGACGGAGUGCUCAUUGGCUGGGGUCUAAAUGCGACUGGCGGCGUAAUCCAGACCACUCUCCAGGAGGUCGAUCUUAAAAUCUACUCGGACAAGGAAUGCUCUGAUCGUCAUAAUGGUGCCACGGAUCCCAGAUACCACAUUUGCGGUGGUGUCGAUGAGGGCGGCAUGGGACAGUGCAGCGGCGAUUCGGGCGGCCCUCUGCUCUACAAUGGCCAACAGGUGGGCAUCGUUUCGUGGAGCAUCAAGCCCUGCACUGUGGCCCCCUACCCGGGUGUGUACUGUAAGGUCUCCCAGUACAUUGACUGGAUUAAAAAGAAUCAAAUCAUAUUGGCAUAGUCACGGAAAUAAAUUUUAAAGACGUAUCUUUUGAUACUGCCCUAUAAAUAAUUGAAUUGCGGUCCACUGAAAUUGCUCGUGGCGAUUGAUAAGGAAAUCAUAUUUUGUAUGUCAAUAUUGAAAGCAAAUAAAGAAUAAAUAAUGGGA